Orbicella faveolata is the source of this 13091-nucleotide messenger RNA. RefSeq lists its product as uncharacterized. NCBI's taxonomy places the organism in Eukaryota, Metazoa, Cnidaria, Anthozoa, Scleractinia, Merulinidae. The record is from RefSeq and is a predicted model, not a curated record. Gene Ontology annotation, molecular function: calcium ion binding; protein binding.
AAAUGCACCCGUGGAGACACGUGUUCGAGUGGCCAGUGUGUAGCUACACCCUUCACUUGUAACUCCGUUUGCCAGUUCUGUAAUGGCAACAGCUGUAGCUUAAAAACAGGAUUUGGAUUUGUGAACAACAAAUGCACAUGUAAGAUAGCAGGUCAAGACUAUGGUCAUCAGGACUUAAACCCAUCAAACCAGUGUCAGUGGUGUGAUUUUUAUGAUGCAGCAGCUCGUGGUAACAGCGCAUGGACUAAUCGUCCUGCAGCGGCGUGUGACGAUCAAAACAAGUGCACCAAACAGGAUACAUGUAACGCUGGCAGUUGUGUAGGACAAGGCUACUCUUGUCAAUCAUCUUAUCCUUCAUCCAGUUGUAUCAGGACUUCUGAGUGUGUUGGUGAUGGAACUUGUCGACCAAUCAUGAGGUCAAGUGGAACAAUUUGUCGCUCGGCUGUGGACGUCUGUGAUCAACCCGAAAGGUGUGACGGAAGCCUUGGAACAUGUCCCGGUUCAGUGGAAGACAAGAUUACAGUUACAACCGGGACUGCUCAAUUAGUGGAUCAGACGUUUAAUUCAGUCGUGAGCUAUCAGUACUUUACAGACAAACUUUACGUUAAAAUCUCUGGGUUUUCCGUCUCGUGUGGCCAGCUAACGCUUAAUUGGUUUCUUCUGCCAUCAACAUCCACUUGUUCCACUACCUCUGGCGUAAAGGGUACGUUUCCUAACAACAACGUACAGCAAAAACUGACCGGGAUUACUCUUCAGGACAAUAAAGGAUACAAAGUUUCCAUACAAGCUUCUGAUAUGCGAAACAACACUCCUCAAGUUGUCUGCAGCGGCGUAGUAAUCAUUGACACAUCAAAACCACAUGGUGGGUGGGUUCGCGAUGGGCCUGGAGCUGACCAGAGUUACCAAGCCUCCAAAUUAUUACAGGUGAACUGGGGAGGAGUACAGACAAGACAUGGUGUUGCCAAGUAUCAAUGGAAAGUGCUCCUUACUUCGUUUAACACCAAUCAAACCACCGAGCUAAUGUCUUUUACCAACGUAAAUCUAAACACUAACGCAGGGAAGACCUUCAACAGCGUGACAGAUGGCUCUAAAGCAAGAUUUGUCGUUCGUUCCUUCACGAAAGCAGGAUUGUUUUCUGACCUCACAAGUGAUGGUGUUGUCAUUGACACCUCACCACCAAUAGCUGGGAAGAUAUACGAUGGGAAUCAACUUAGCGCAGACGUGAAAUAUGCCAAAUGGACCAAUACAUUCAGUGCAAACUGGGACCGUUUCACUGAUCCACAUUCACCCAUUUCACGAUACACUUGGGCGGUGCAGCGGCAAGGUACCGGACUCAUUACUUCAUUUAAGAACACAGCACUAAACCGCUCUCCUACAGCAACAAACCUAACCCUAGUUUCUAAUGAAAGCUACUGCGCAGUCGUCAGAGGUUAUAACGAAGCUGGACUCUACACUCAAGUAAGUUCAGACUGUGUGCUAAUAGACCAUGAUGCUCCACAAGCUGGCACUGUUAACGAUGGACACUUCAGUGAUGUAGACUACCAAUCAGAAGACACCAUGAUAGCAGCGAACUGGAAUGGAUUCACAGACGGGAACAAAGGAAGUGGAAUCGCAGAAUACAAGUACAAGAUAUCAGACAGCAGUGGAAACAUAAUUGUUCCUUGGACAUCAGCAGGGAAUGUAACGAACAUCACACACAACGGAUUGGCUUUGACAAAUAACGCAAAGUAUUUCGUCACAGUAAAAGCGGUUGACGCUGUGGGUCUGAACACUGACGUCACUUCUGACGGCAUUACCGUGGAUACAACCCAUCCAGUCUUCACUGGUAAAGUCAGGAUAACUGGAGAGGAUGACUUCAUAAACGGAACAUCAUGUGUCUACAUAUCAAGUGUAUCGUCAGUAACAGUGCAGUGGGUUGGUUUCUCUGAUGCACACAGCGGACUUCUACGAUAUGACUGGGCUAUCAUCCCUUCGGACACGUCUCCAUCAGCCUCUGACUUUAGUGCUGUACCAGGAUCUAAUACGCCAACAUCCGCGACAUUCAGUAAUCUCGCGCUAACUCAAGGUAAAGGUUACUACGUCAUUAUAAGAGCCUACAAUGGUGCUAAAUUGUCGAAAGACGCGUAUUCAGUCCUUGUUAUACCUGAUGCCACUCCAUCGUCACCAGGAGAUGUAUUUGACGGGCCAACCUCCCAAGUAGAUAUCGACUAUCAGGCAGACGUGAAAGAAGUUUAUGGUUCUUGGACAAAGUUCCCAGAGCCACACACUGAAGUUAAGCAGUACUAUUAUGCUGUAGGAAGCUGUAUAAACGGAAACUAUCAUGUAACCGGAAAUGGAUUCGUUCGACUUGAUCCUCCAAAAGCAACUUCGUUUAUGUUAACAAACAUUACACUGGUUAACGGCCAUCGUUACUGCAUUAAGAUCAAAGCUGAAAACAAGGCUGGGCUGACAAGUUCUGAAGUGUCUUCCGAUGGCUUCGUCGUGGACGUGACACCUCCAAAUAUACGAAAGGCUCAAGUGCGUGACGGAACAACAGGUUCAGACAUCGAUUAUCAAGCCAAUAUCACAGCAUUGUCCGCGGAAUGGGAUGGUUUCGAGGACCCCGAAUCUGACAUUCAAUAUUAUGACUACGGAGUAGGCAGAAAUAGAGGAGGGUUUGUAGAUGUCUCUCCGUUUCAGAACGCUGGACUGAACACCUCAGCCACUGUGCAUGGUCUGUCGCUUACUGACGAUGUCUAUUACUUUACCGUCUGUGCUAUAAACAAAGCCGGAUUACGGAACUGCCUGAGCUCCGAUGGAGUCCUGAUCGAUUUUAGUCCUCCAAGUCAUGGUGCGGUGCAUGAUGGGAUUAUCGAGCCAGAUCUUAAGUACCAGUCCUCCCUCACAAGCAUGGCCGCCAACUGGGAAGGAAUCUGGGAUUUGGAGAGUGCCAUUGAGCAAUUUGAGUGGAGCAUUGGCACGAAUUUGCAAGACAAAAUUAGUGUACAGGACUACGUUGAUGCAGGUCUUUCAACACAUGUGAGAAGUCAAGACGUUCUUAAGUUAGUGAGUGGAACAAAAUAUUACGUGCAUCUGAUGGUGACAAAUCAGGCUGGAGCAAUCAGGGAGCUCGUUUCAGAUGGUGUCAUAGUAGAUGCAAGUCCGCCAAUACCAAGCACAAUCUAUCCUGGAUUUGGGUCCCAACGUGAAUGGCAGUACAGCGAGCAAGAGAAUGCUUUCUACUCUGCUACUGCAUCAAGUAUUGCAGUUUACUGGAAACGAUUCUCCGAACCUGAGAGUGAAGUUUGGUACUACAAGUGGGCCAUAGGUACAAGCAAGUGUGGUACACAAGUUCAACCACUCAUCAACAUCGGCCGAUCAAAUUACGCCAACACUACAAUGACAGAUCAAGUCUUCACAUCAGGAGUGAAAUAUUACGUCACCGUCACAUCCAGGAACCGAGCUGGUCUCGUAUCACGCGCAUGCUCUGAUGCGCUGGUCUUUGACAGCACUCCACCGCAGUCGGGAAACGUUUAUGUUGGACAAACCUCAAGUGUAAUUAGAAGGAUAACGUUUAUCAGCAACAACAGUAUCACUCUUUCGUGGAGUGGAUUUAAAGAUCUUGAAAGUGGCAUACGCAGCUGCAACAUCUCAGUUCUAGACAAAUCGGGACAUGUUCUUUUUCUGGAAACUCGAAAUGCAUCGUCAGGAAAUGUCUCUUUGUCUCCCAGUACUGUUCUUCUUCAUGGAGAGAGUUAUAAUGCCAGCGUAGAGUGCAUGAACAAUGCAGGUCUUGCUGCGUCGACGUCUGCAGUUUUUACCAUCGAUAACACACCACCCAUUCAGACUGGUGCUAUUAUGGCAGGCGUAUCGCGAGAUCUCGCCUUCCAGUAUCAGUCAGACACGAACUCCAUUACAGCCACAUGGCCACCGUUUGCGGAACACGAGAACGAUGUCCAGAAUUAUCAGUUUGCCAUUGGAACUCAAAUUUAUCAAGACGACGUUGUUAGGUUUGAAAACGUACGUCUCGCAACUCAGGUAACUAAGAACGAUCUCAGUCUUUCAGAAGGAAGUGUAUAUUACAUCACUGUCAUUGCAACGAACUUGGCGGGUUUAAGUACAAACAUAUCUUCGCUCGGACUUGUAAUAGACACCACGCCUCCAAAGGCUAUAAACGGCUGCGUCCAUGAUGGGCGAAGUGGGAAGGAUAUCGAUUACUUUUCCCCUAGAAUGGGCUUCGCAGCGCACUGGGAAGAGAUAACAGAUCCUGAGAGCGGCCUCAUGAACAGUUACUACUGUCUUGGAACUAAACCUGGAGGUUGUCAGUUACGAGCGAUGACAAGCGUUGGACUCAACACAUCAUUCACCUGUACAACAUGUGAUGUGAACCCCGGCGAGCGAGUGUACGUGACAGUGCGUGUGACAAACGGAGCAGGUAUUUCUGUGACUCGCAGUUCUGAUGGAAUGCUUUUGGAUGUCAGUCCUCCGCUUAUGGGUGAUGUCAUUGAUGGAAACGAUAUAGCAGGAGUCGAUUAUAACGUUGUACUCGAGGAUUGGAACGUAUCCAUGUCUUGGUUUGGCGUGGAAGAUGCUGAAAGUGGCGUGCGAUCAUGUAUUUGGACAAUAGAGGACGAAGAUGGACGCAAACGUCUUCAAGUUGACACAAGCAAUAACUCCAGUUACGGGCAAAGGAACGUCUUUUCCAACUCUCAGCGAUACAGAGACUUUCCAUUUUCCAGCAACACAACUUACUACAACAUACUGACGUGUUGGAAUAAGGCACAAUUGCACCGAACUGCUCGAUCCAAUGGCUUUCGAGUUGAAUCCAUCUGGCCCAUUCCGGCUCCUGUCCGAGAUGGCUCAACAGAAAAUGUUGACCUUGUCUACCUGACCAGUACUAAAAGAGUUGGCGCCAAUUGGGAUCCCUUCACAGACGAUAUUGGAGAUCCAGUUAUUGACUACGAGUGGGCUAUAGGCACAGCUGCUGGAAAAGGUGACAUUUUACCUUUCGCUAGUGUAGGACUGAAGACAAGUGUUGAAAAGGUCUUGGCACCGAACGCACCGAGUCUCGACGUCUUGAAUGCUGGUCAAAAGUAUUACAACACUAUAAAGGCAACGUCAGCUAGUGGACUUCAAACUAUGAGCAUUUCAAAUGGAUUUACUGUAGAUCCUAGUCCUCCGAUAAAAACAGAGGUCGUCACGCAACACGUGGUUUUGAACCAGGAAGAACGCCGCAUCGAAAUUCGCGCUUCUUGGAGCAACGUUAGAGAUUUUGAAAGUGGUAUAGAAAGUAGUGAAUACUGUCUAGGAACAACCCCUCUUACGUGUGUGGGCGGUGCCAUACCAGCAGGAUCAUCCACAUCCGGGGUCAUUGGUCCAUUUAAGCCUCAUUCCCGAGCUGCAUAUUACGUCACUGUGGUUGUCGUAAACAGGGCUGGUCUUACAUCAGUCAUGUCGUCCGAGAAACUGACAUUCGACAUUACGCCCCCGUCCCGGGGUACUGUAAUAGAUGGAAUUGGCCUCGAUAUUGAUUUUACAGAUUCUAUGGAUCUGCUGUCGACACAGUGGCAAGGUUUUGAAGAUGAAGAGUCGGGAGUUGCGAGCUGCUCGUGGGCACUCAUUGAACAGUCGGCGUCACAUAACAGUUCCGAGUUCGGAAAUGACACUGUUGUGUUGCGAAAAGCCGUGAAAAGCCAAGGGAACCUCAUUGAAACAAAUCUUAGCCUUGUUCCAGGCGCUCGUUACAUCAGUGAAAUUACUUGCACCAAUGCCGAUGGCUUCAGUAGCACGUCUUCCUCUGAUGGUGUUACUGUUGACGUGACGCCGCCAAGUUCUGGUCUUGUUCGCGAUGGGUCGUCUCUACUUUCUGACAUUCAGUUCCAGUCCUCAACCACGGCAGCACAAGCAAUAUGGGAACCAUUCAGGGACCACGAGAGUGGAGUAGUGAAAUACCGCUGGGGCCUAGGAACCACUCCAGAUAAUGCUGACGUCUUAAACUUCACGGACGUUGGCACGAUGACUUCCGCAAUGGCUGAAAACCUCACACUUACUCACGGGGAGAGGUAUUACGUCACGGUGGAGGCUACAAAUGGUGCGGGAAUGUCGUCACAUGGGUGGUCUGAUGGUUUCACUGUUGACAUUUCGCCACCUGAGUUGACUGAGCUUUUGCGUGGUUCUAGACUGUGGCUUGGACCCGGUGAAAAACCACAGGCAUCAUGGAAAUCCCGUGAUCCCGAGAGUGGCAUCUCCAAAACUGAAUACUGCGUAGGAACAGUUUCUGUCGGCUGUCAGGUUAAAUCCAUGACUGAAUUAUUCUCCAAUGCAACAAAAGUCACCUGCAACGAUUGCCAAUUAANCUGUUUAAAACUUACAGAGCGACCUUGUUUUGUUUUUUGUGUAGGACAAGGCUACUCUUGUCAAUCAUCUUAUCCUUCAUCCAGUUGUAUCAGGACUUCUGAGUGUGUUGGUGAUGGAACUUGUCGACCAAUCAUGAGGUCAAGUGGAACAAUUUGUCGCUCGGCUGUGGACGUCUGUGAUCAACCCGAAAGGUGUGACGGAAGCCUUGGAACAUGUCCCGGUUCAGUGGAAGACAAGAUUACAGUUACAACCGGGACUGCUCAAUUAGUGGAUCAGACGUUUAAUUCAGUCGUGAGCUAUCAGUACUUUACAGACAAACUUUACGUUAAAAUCUCUGGGUUUUCCGUCUCGUGUGGCCAGCUAACGCUUAAUUGGUUUCUUCUGCCAUCAACAUCCACUUGUUCCACUACCUCUGGCGUAAAGGGUACGUUUCCUAACAACAACGUACAGCAAAAACUGACCGGGAUUACUCUUCAGGACAAUAAAGGAUACAAAGUUUCCAUACAAGCUUCUGAUAUGCGAAACAACACUCCUCAAGUUGUCUGCAGCGGCGUAGUAAUCAUUGACACAUCAAAACCACAUGGUGGGUGGGUUCGCGAUGGGCCUGGAGCUGACCAGAGUUACCAAGCCUCCAAAUUAUUACAGGUGAACUGGGGAGGAGUACAGACAAGACAUGGUGUUGCCAAGUAUCAAUGGAAAGUGCUCCUUACUUCGUUUAACACCAAUCAAACCACCGAGCUAAUGUCUUUUACCAACGUAAAUCUAAACACUAACGCAGGGAAGACCUUCAACAGCGUGACAGAUGGCUCUAAAGCAAGAUUUGUCGUUCGUUCCUUCACGAAAGCAGGAUUGUUUUCUGACCUCACAAGUGAUGGUGUUGUCAUUGACACCUCACCACCAAUAGCUGGGAAGAUAUACGAUGGGAAUCAACUUAGCGCAGACGUGAAAUAUGCCAAAUGGACCAAUACAUUCAGUGCAAACUGGGACCGUUUCACUGAUCCACAUUCACCCAUUUCACGAUACACUUGGGCGGUGCAGCGGCAAGGUACCGGACUCAUUACUUCAUUUAAGAACACAGCACUAAACCGCUCUCCUACAGCAACAAACCUAACCCUAGUUUCUAAUGAAAGCUACUGCGCAGUCGUCAGAGGUUAUAACGAAGCUGGACUCUACACUCAAGUAAGUUCAGACUGUGUGCUAAUAGACCAUGAUGCUCCACAAGCUGGCACUGUUAACGAUGGACACUUCAGUGAUGUAGACUACCAAUCAGAAGACACCAUGAUAGCAGCGAACUGGAAUGGAUUCACAGACGGGAACAAAGGAAGUGGAAUCGCAGAAUACAAGUACAAGAUAUCAGACAGCAGUGGAAACAUAAUUGUUCCUUGGACAUCAGCAGGGAAUGUAACGAACAUCACACACAACGGAUUGGCUUUGACAAAUAACGCAAAGUAUUUCGUCACAGUAAAAGCGGUUGACGCUGUGGGUCUGAACACUGACGUCACUUCUGACGGCAUUACCGUGGAUACAACCCAUCCAGUCUUCACUGGUAAAGUCAGGAUAACUGGAGAGGAUGACUUCAUAAACGGAACAUCAUGUGUCUACAUAUCAAGUGUAUCGUCAGUAACAGUGCAGUGGGUUGGUUUCUCUGAUGCACACAGCGGACUUCUACGAUAUGACUGGGCUAUCAUCCCUUCGGACACGUCUCCAUCAGCCUCUGACUUUAGUGCUGUACCAGGAUCUAAUACGCCAACAUCCGCGACAUUCAGUAAUCUCGCGCUAACUCAAGGUAAAGGUUACUACGUCAUUAUAAGAGCCUACAAUGGUGCUAAAUUGUCGAAAGACGCGUAUUCAGUCCUUGUUAUACCUGAUGCCACUCCAUCGUCACCAGGAGAUGUAUUUGACGGGCCAACCUCCCAAGUAGAUAUCGACUAUCAGGCAGACGUGAAAGAAGUUUAUGGUUCUUGGACAAAGUUCCCAGAGCCACACACUGAAGUUAAGCAGUACUAUUAUGCUGUAGGAAGCUGUAUAAACGGAAACUAUCAUGUAACCGGAAAUGGAUUCGUUCGACUUGAUCCUCCAAAAGCAACUUCGUUUAUGUUAACAAACAUUACACUGGUUAACGGCCAUCGUUACUGCAUUAAGAUCAAAGCUGAAAACAAGGCUGGGCUGACAAGUUCUGAAGUGUCUUCCGAUGGCUUCGUCGUGGACGUGACACCUCCAAAUAUACGAAAGGCUCAAGUGCGUGACGGAACAACAGGUUCAGACAUCGAUUAUCAAGCCAAUAUCACAGCAUUGUCCGCGGAAUGGGAUGGUUUCGAGGACCCCGAAUCUGACAUUCAAUAUUAUGACUACGGAGUAGGCAGAAAUAGAGGAGGGUUUGUAGAUGUCUCUCCGUUUCAGAACGCUGGACUGAACACCUCAGCCACUGUGCAUGGUCUGUCGCUUACUGACGAUGUCUAUUACUUUACCGUCUGUGCUAUAAACAAAGCCGGAUUACGGAACUGCCUGAGCUCCGAUGGAGUCCUGAUCGAUUUUAGUCCUCCAAGUCAUGGUGCGGUGCAUGAUGGGAUUAUCGAGCCAGAUCUUAAGUACCAGUCCUCCCUCACAAGCAUGGCCGCCAACUGGGAAGGAAUCUGGGAUUUGGAGAGUGCCAUUGAGCAAUUUGAGUGGAGCAUUGGCACGAAUUUGCAAGACAAAAUUAGUGUACAGGACUACGUUGAUGCAGGUCUUUCAACACAUGUGAGAAGUCAAGACGUUCUUAAGUUAGUGAGUGGAACAAAAUAUUACGUGCAUCUGAUGGUGACAAAUCAGGCUGGAGCAAUCAGGGAGCUCGUUUCAGAUGGUGUCAUAGUAGAUGCAAGUCCGCCAAUACCAAGCACAAUCUAUCCUGGAUUUGGGUCCCAACGUGAAUGGCAGUACAGCGAGCAAGAGAAUGCUUUCUACUCUGCUACUGCAUCAAGUAUUGCAGUUUACUGGAAACGAUUCUCCGAACCUGAGAGUGAAGUUUGGUACUACAAGUGGGCCAUAGGUACAAGCAAGUGUGGUACACAAGUUCAACCACUCAUCAACAUCGGCCGAUCAAAUUACGCCAACACUACAAUGACAGAUCAAGUCUUCACAUCAGGAGUGAAAUAUUACGUCACCGUCACAUCCAGGAACCGAGCUGGUCUCGUAUCACGCGCAUGCUCUGAUGCGCUGGUCUUUGACAGCACUCCACCGCAGUCGGGAAACGUUUAUGUUGGACAAACCUCAAGUGUAAUUAGAAGGAUAACGUUUAUCAGCAACAACAGUAUCACUCUUUCGUGGAGUGGAUUUAAAGAUCUUGAAAGUGGCAUACGCAGCUGCAACAUCUCAGUUCUAGACAAAUCGGGACAUGUUCUUUUUCUGGAAACUCGAAAUGCAUCGUCAGGAAAUGUCUCUUUGUCUCCCAGUACUGUUCUUCUUCAUGGAGAGAGUUAUAAUGCCAGCGUAGAGUGCAUGAACAAUGCAGGUCUUGCUGCGUCGACGUCUGCAGUUUUUACCAUCGAUAACACACCACCCAUUCAGACUGGUGCUAUUAUGGCAGGCGUAUCGCGAGAUCUCGCCUUCCAGUAUCAGUCAGACACGAACUCCAUUACAGCCACAUGGCCACCGUUUGCGGAACACGAGAACGAUGUCCAGAAUUAUCAGUUUGCCAUUGGAACUCAAAUUUAUCAAGACGACGUUGUUAGGUUUGAAAACGUACGUCUCGCAACUCAGGUAACUAAGAACGAUCUCAGUCUUUCAGAAGGAAGUGUAUAUUACAUCACUGUCAUUGCAACGAACUUGGCGGGUUUAAGUACAAACAUAUCUUCGCUCGGACUUGUAAUAGACACCACGCCUCCAAAGGCUAUAAACGGCUGCGUCCAUGAUGGGCGAAGUGGGAAGGAUAUCGAUUACUUUUCCCCUAGAAUGGGCUUCGCAGCGCACUGGGAAGAGAUAACAGAUCCUGAGAGCGGCCUCAUGAACAGUUACUACUGUCUUGGAACUAAACCUGGAGGUUGUCAGUUACGAGCGAUGACAAGCGUUGGACUCAACACAUCAUUCACCUGUACAACAUGUGAUGUGAACCCCGGCGAGCGAGUGUACGUGACAGUGCGUGUGACAAACGGAGCAGGUAUUUCUGUGACUCGCAGUUCUGAUGGAAUGCUUUUGGAUGUCAGUCCUCCGCUUAUGGGUGAUGUCAUUGAUGGAAACGAUAUAGCAGGAGUCGAUUAUAACGUUGUACUCGAGGAUUGGAACGUAUCCAUGUCUUGGUUUGGCGUGGAAGAUGCUGAAAGUGGCGUGCGAUCAUGUAUUUGGACAAUAGAGGACGAAGAUGGACGCAAACGUCUUCAAGUUGACACAAGCAAUAACUCCAGUUACGGGCAAAGGAACGUCUUUUCCAACUCUCAGCGAUACAGAGACUUUCCAUUUUCCAGCAACACAACUUACUACAACAUACUGACGUGUUGGAAUAAGGCACAAUUGCACCGAACUGCUCGAUCCAAUGGCUUUCGAGUUGAAUCCAUCUGGCCCAUUCCGGCUCCUGUCCGAGAUGGCUCAACAGAAAAUGUUGACCUUGUCUACCUGACCAGUACUAAAAGAGUUGGCGCCAAUUGGGAUCCCUUCACAGACGAUAUUGGAGAUCCAGUUAUUGACUACGAGUGGGCUAUAGGCACAGCUGCUGGAAAAGGUGACAUUUUACCUUUCGCUAGUGUAGGACUGAAGACAAGUGUUGAAAAGGUCUUGGCACCGAACGCACCGAGUCUCGACGUCUUGAAUGCUGGUCAAAAGUAUUACAACACUAUAAAGGCAACGUCAGCUAGUGGACUUCAAACUAUGAGCAUUUCAAAUGGAUUUACUGUAGAUCCUAGUCCUCCGAUAAAAACAGAGGUCGUCACGCAACACGUGGUUUUGAACCAGGAAGAACGCCGCAUCGAAAUUCGCGCUUCUUGGAGCAACGUUAGAGAUUUUGAAAGUGGUAUAGAAAGUAGUGAAUACUGUCUAGGAACAACCCCUCUUACGUGUGUGGGCGGUGCCAUACCAGCAGGAUCAUCCACAUCCGGGGUCAUUGGUCCAUUUAAGCCUCAUUCCCGAGCUGCAUAUUACGUCACUGUGGUUGUCGUAAACAGGGCUGGUCUUACAUCAGUCAUGUCGUCCGAGAAACUGACAUUCGACAUUACGCCCCCGUCCCGGGGUACUGUAAUAGAUGGAAUUGGCCUCGAUAUUGAUUUUACAGAUUCUAUGGAUCUGCUGUCGACACAGUGGCAAGGUUUUGAAGAUGAAGAGUCGGGAGUUGCGAGCUGCUCGUGGGCACUCAUUGAACAGUCGGCGUCACAUAACAGUUCCGAGUUCGGAAAUGACACUGUUGUGUUGCGAAAAGCCGUGAAAAGCCAAGGGAACCUCAUUGAAACAAAUCUUAGCCUUGUUCCAGGCGCUCGUUACAUCAGUGAAAUUACUUGCACCAAUGCCGAUGGCUUCAGUAGCACGUCUUCCUCUGAUGGUGUUACUGUUGACGUGACGCCGCCAAGUUCUGGUCUUGUUCGCGAUGGGUCGUCUCUACUUUCUGACAUUCAGUUCCAGUCCUCAACCACGGCAGCACAAGCAAUAUGGGAACCAUUCAGGGACCACGAGAGUGGAGUAGUGAAAUACCGCUGGGGCCUAGGAACCACUCCAGAUAAUGCUGACGUCUUAAACUUCACGGACGUUGGCACGAUGACUUCCGCAAUGGCUGAAAACCUCACACUUACUCACGGGGAGAGGUAUUACGUCACGGUGGAGGCUACAAAUGGUGCGGGAAUGUCGUCACAUGGGUGGUCUGAUGGUUUCACUGUUGACAUUUCGCCACCUGAGUUGACUGAGCUUUUGCGUGGUUCUAGACUGUGGCUUGGACCCGGUGAAAAACCACAGGCAUCAUGGAAAUCCCGUGAUCCCGAGAGUGGCAUCUCCAAAACUGAAUACUGCGUAGGAACAGUUUCUGUCGGCUGUCAGGUUAAAUCCAUGACUGAAUUAUUCUCCAAUGCAACAAAAGUCACCUGCAACGAUUGCCAAUUAAACCACCAAGGAACAUACUACAUCACAGUCCGAGUACAGAACGGCGCGGGCGUCUAUACGGUGAAAACAACAGACGAAAUUAAAGUGGACUUAACCCCUCCAAUUGUUGCCAAAGUGAUCCCAGUUAGCGACGUCACGUCGUGCGUUAACAACUGUACUUUGGUCUCCAACGUCACCCUUUUCGAAGACAGAGAGAGUGGUGUAAAAUCAUGCAGUUAUGCUAUACGAAACAGAAGCCAUCUGGUAACCGACUUUGUAAAUAAUGGACUGCGCAAAACCGUAGAAGCCACAGAUCUGCAGUUGGUGGCGGGUGAAAGGUACUACACUGCUGUGAGGUGCGAGAACAAUGUUGGACUUGUCACAGAAAAAGUGUCUACCAUACCAGUGUUAGUUGAUGACACUCCACCCACGAAGGUAACUAAACAUCUACUUGCUAUCAGACAGUUUCAGUUCAUGUCUAAAGUAGUCUCCUUCGCUACCGUUAUUAGGGUAGUCACGCAACGCUUCUCUCGGGAAAAGCGUUGCGUGACGACGUUUGUGGCGCUCUACAAUCGGAUCAACGAACUCGCGCAACAUGCUCUGCCCAAUCAGAACAUGCUGUUUAUACAACUGAACAAAAACAAAACUAAAACUAAUUACGGCAAUUAGCCUUUGGCAUAUUUUGUGGUGCUUAACACACGAAUUUUCUACCCUUAGUUCUC